AUGGAAGAGAAUCACAUCUACCAGUUCUCGCUACUCAAUGCCUUGAUGGACGGUGUCAGCGAGCACGGAAUCCGCGCCUCUCAGCUCUCACAGAAAGGGAACCAAGGCCUCGGAACUUUCUCCCGCAUGAAUGGCGAACUUCUCAUGCUGGAAGGCAAGAUCUAUCAGCUCCAAGCUGAGGGGUCAGUGCGAGAGGCAGAUGAGACAGAUCAGAUUCCGUUCGCUGUAAGCACGAACUUCGUGCCGCAGAAGAGCGAACUUGUAGAUAUGAAGGGCAAAGAAGCAGUGGAUGAGGUGCUAGAAAGGUUUUAUCCCGGCAAGAAGAACCUUUUCGUCACGUAUCGUGUCGAAGGCAAGUUCUCGUAUCUCAACUGUCGAACUGUAAGAGGGCAGGAGUAUCCCGGUCAACCCCUCUCGGAGUUGGGCAAGAAACAGUCGGUCGAGGAGUACCAUGACAUCAGUGGCACGAUUAUUGGCUUCAGGACGCCGAAGAAUUGGCAAGGCUUUGGUGUUGGUGGUGAGCAUCUGCAUUUCAUUGACGAGGGAAGGAGUCGGGGUGGGCACGUGCUUGAGGUUCGAGCGGAGGGUGUCAAAGUGGGUGUGGCUGUGUGUCGGAGCGUGCAUAUUGAGCUGCCGGACGACGAAGACUUCAACAAGGCGAGCCUGGUGACUGAUGAUGCUGGUGUCAAGGAGGUGGAAGGUUGA
Messenger RNA from Recurvomyces mirabilis, 705 nucleotides. RefSeq lists its product as uncharacterized. Lineage: Eukaryota; Fungi; Ascomycota; Dothideomycetes; Mycosphaerellales; Teratosphaeriaceae. Gene Ontology annotation, biological process: acetoin biosynthetic process. Bases 1 to 705 code for a protein of 234 amino acids. Gene Ontology annotation, molecular function: acetolactate decarboxylase activity. The transcript has a single exon. The record is from RefSeq and is a predicted model, not a curated record.